Messenger RNA from Brassica oleracea var. oleracea, 2494 nucleotides. Its product is annotated as exocyst complex component EXO70A1. The transcript has a single exon. Gene Ontology annotation, biological process: exocytosis. Gene Ontology annotation, cellular component: exocyst. NCBI's taxonomy places the organism in Eukaryota, Viridiplantae, Streptophyta, Magnoliopsida, Brassicales, Brassicaceae. Gene Ontology annotation, molecular function: phosphatidylinositol-4,5-bisphosphate binding. The record is from RefSeq and is a predicted model, not a curated record. Bases 379 to 2274 code for a protein of 631 amino acids.
UCCGAUCGUUUUUUAUUCGUUUGACGAGGAUACGAAUCGGAUACGGCAUCGUUUAACUCAUUUUACAUGUUUACCCCUGAGUUUACUAACCUAGAACCUUCUUCAUCUUCGCGACCACGGUCAUCUGGUCAGGCUCAGCUUUUCCCCUUUUCGUCUUCUUGAACCACCUCCGUACGCUCGUUGAUCUCCUCCGCUAGAUCCGCUUGUGACCACCUUCUUCUCCAAAAUCAAACUUACUGAAUCGCCGACGGUUCCGUCUCUUACUCCAGCUUCUCCGUGUUAAUCGCCGGCACCGCCGUCGAAUUCAAUCACCGUCUGAGCGGCGACGGUCUUCAGAUCGCGAAGCUCUUGGCUCUUUGACUUCGUUUUGAUUGGACCAUGGAAUCACCGGAUAUUCGCGGCGGCGACGGUUCCGAUUUCGCGACGCUCGAGACGGCGGAGAAGAUAAUACUCCGGUGGGACUCGACGACCUCCGAGGAAGCGAAAGAGAAUCUCAUCUUCCAAAGCGAUCGCGAGGAAGUGGAUCGCUACUUGCAAGCAGUCGACGAAGUCCAGCGCCUCGUCUCCUCCGUCUCCAUCUCCGAUAGCCGCCACGAAGUCAAAGCUAGGUCAACGAUACAAAUCGCCAUGGCCAGGCUCGAGGACGAGCUCAGAAACAUCCUCCUCUCGCAGACCUCCACUUUCGAGCCCGACUCUCUCCUCCUCGAUUCCUCAGCUUCCUCUUUCGCCACACGCGCCGAUCUCGAAGACACCGAAACGGCCCCUCCUGACGACGGCGAGGGAGAGGAGCAGGAAGAAAUGAAUCUGGUUCUACCGGACGGUUCGGAAUCAAAUUCCGGUUCAGACCCCGGUUCGAGCCGGUUAUCGAGCCGAAGAAGCAGUUGCAAAUCCACAAGCAGUAUACGAGAGAUCGAUCUCGUCUCCUCGGAAGCCGUUUCCGAUCUGAGAUCGAUCGUUCGGCGCAUGAUCGGCGCGGGAUACUCUCGCGAGUGCCUCCAGGUGUACGGCAACGUUCGCAAAUCCGCCAUGGAAACGAUCUUCAAGCAGCUGGGGAUCGUGAAGCUAGGGAUCGGCGACGUCCAGCGCCUUGACUGGGACGUCGUCGAAGUGAAGAUCAGGAGAUGGAUACGCGCGGCGAAGGCUUGCGUUAGGGUUGUCUUCGCGAGCGAGAAGCGUCUCUGCGAGCAGAUAUUCGACGGCGGGGAGGUGGAGGAGACUUGCUUCAUGGAGAUAGUGAAAUCCUCUGCUCUGCAGCUUUUAACUUUCCCUGAAGCUAUCAGCAUUAGCAGAAGAUCGCCCGAGAAGCUUUUCAAGAUUCUUGAUUUACACGAUGCGUUGGCUGAUUUGUUGCCGGAUAUGGAAGAGAUCUUUAACUCGGAGUCGUCCGAGACGAUUCUUGUUCAGGCAACUGAGAUUCAAUCUAGAUUAGCGGAAGCGGCGAGAGGGACUCUUGUGGAGUUUGAGAACGCGAUUUUUCGCGAGCCUUCGGUUGUUCCCGUCCCUGGGGGGACUAUACAUCCGUUGACGAGGUAUGUGAUGAACUAUCUGAACUUGAUUGCAGACUAUAAGCAGACUCUUGUCGAGCUCGUUAUGUCGAAGCCCUGCGCGGGUUUGAAGUGUACAAAUGAUCCGGUAAAGCCAGAUAUGGAUAUAAGUCAGCUUGAAGGAUGUUCACCAUUAGCUUUGCAUUGUAUAUGGACCAUGGUGAUGUUACAAUUCAAUCUAGAAGGGAAGUCUUUGCACUACAGAGACGAGGCUUUGUCGCAUAUCUUCAUCAUGAACAAUGUGCAUUACAUAGUUCAGAAGGUGAAAAGCUCGCCGGAGUUGAGAGAGAUUAUAGGAGACUUUUAUUUGAGAAGGCUUACGGGGAUAUUCAGACACGCGGCAACUAAGUAUCAGAGAGCCACGUGGGUCAGAGUGUUGAAUAGCUUGAGAGAUGAAGGGUUGCAUGUGAGCGGGAGCUUUUCGUCAGGUGUGUCGAAAAGUGCUUUGAGAGAGAGGUUUAAAGCUUUUAAUACAAUGUUUGAAGAGGUUCAUAGGGUUCAGUCGACGUGGUCUGUUCCAGAUGCUCAGCUUAGAGAAGAGUUAAGGAUAUCUUUGUCGGAGCAUUUGAUUCCGGCUUAUAGAUCGUUUCUUGGAAGAUUCAGGGGGCAUAUAGAGAGCGGAAGACAUCCAGAGAACUACUUGAAAUACUCUGUUGAGAAUCUUGAAACCGCAGUGUUGGAUUUCUUUGAAGGAUAUACCACGGCUCCACAUUUGAGACGGUCUCAGUGAAGUGAAGACGGUAUCACAUUCUUUCCGCUUUCAUGUAACGUUGUUCAGACAAAUCUCUUGUACUUUGUAAUCAUAUUUGUUGAGUGUGUUGUUUGCUUGUUACCAAAAUUUCAAUACUCCAUUUGUUGAUAAAUGUUUGCUUUUGUUGUAUAUUUGUGACACGUGUGUGUGCUUACAGUUCUUCAGAAACACAUCUAAAUGCAUUUUUUUAUUAUGGCCA